This is a messenger RNA of Tricharina praecox, 1509 nucleotides long. RefSeq lists its product as uncharacterized. The record is from RefSeq and is a predicted model, not a curated record. The transcript is spliced from 3 exons. Gene Ontology annotation, biological process: secondary metabolite biosynthetic process. Gene Ontology annotation, molecular function: FAD binding; monooxygenase activity. Bases 232 to 1509 code for a protein of 425 amino acids. NCBI's taxonomy places the organism in Eukaryota, Fungi, Ascomycota, Pezizomycetes, Pezizales, Pyronemataceae.
AAUAACUUUGUCAAUGAGCUCCUACGAAGAAGAAGCUCUCGUGAUGGGCAGAAAGUGUUCAUAAAGACUCUCGGCCGCCUGUGCUAGCGACUUCAAUUUCUACUGUACCACAGAGAGCAGACAACCCCACAGCUCAAUACCUCCUACCCUACUCCCUCACACACUACAUACCUCCCCACAACACAAUCGAACAGAAGACCCCUUCCCAUCCAUUAUCAACAUACGAAUAACAUGCCGGCUCUCGAUGUCAUCAUCGUCGGCGCGGGCCUCGGCGGCCUGGCAGCAGCAAUCGGCACCUCUCUGGCGGGCCACAAUGUGACGAUAUACGAGCAGGCCCACCACCUCGCAGAGGUCGGUGCAGGAAUCCAAGUGCCACCCAAUGCCUCUCGCAUCCUCGCCAAAUGGGACCUCGUCGAUGAAUUCAACAAAGUCUCCGUCUCACCGCACGCCUUCCGUCUCCGCGGCUACGCCACCGGCAACCUCCUGAGCGAGCAGCCACUGGUGCCAAUGACGAUGGAUGCCUACGGCGCACCGUACUGCAACGUCCACCGAGCCGACUACCACAACCUCCUCGUCGACAAGUGCCACGCUCUCGGCGUCAAGGUGAUGCUGAACUCCCGCGUCGUCUCCGCCGACUUCAACGCGCCAUCCAUCACCCUCUCCACAGGCGAGGUGCUGACCGCAGACCUCGUCAUCGGCGCCGACGGCCUCAAGAGCAACCUCCGCUCCCUCCUCCUCGGCGGCCCCUCCCCCCCAUACCUAACCGGCGACCUCGCCUACCGCAUCCUGAUCUCAGCAGAGCUGAUGCGGGCAGACCCCGAGCUCGCCGAGCUCGCUUCCAAGCCCAUAAUCAACGUCUGGAUGGGCCCUCGAGCGCACGCGGUGUGCUACCUGCUCAAAGGCGGCGAGGUAUACAACAUCGUGCUGUGCUGCCCGGACAACCUCCCGGCGGACGUCAACAUCGCACGCGCGGACCCGGGCGAGCUCGCGUCGUUCUUCUCGACGUGGGACCCGCGCCUGCAGAAGCUGCUCUCGCUGUCGCACGACGUGUCCAAGUGGCGCCUGCAGAACAGCCGCGAAAUGCAGACGUGGGUGCACCCCGCGGGGAGGUUCACGCUGCUCGGCGACGCCUGCCACGCCACCCUGCCGUAUCUAGCCCAGGGCGCGGCCAUGGCCGUCGAGGACGGCGCCGUCAUCGGUGCCCUCCUAGCGAAGGUCGAAGCCAAGGAACAGAUCCCCGACGUGCUGAAGCUGUACGAGACGCUGCGGAAGAACAGGACCGAGAAGGUCGUCAAGGCCAGCACCCAGCACAGAGACGUGUUCCACCUCGAGGAUGGCGAGUUGCAGCAGCAGCGGGAUGCCAUCCUGCUCGCUGACAGCCGUGCCCCCGGGUUCCCGAAUAAGUGGCGAGACGAGGAGUUCCGUGACUGGUUGUUCGGGUACGACGCGUUCGAGCAGGCGAACCAGGGCUGGGAGAAGUACAAGCUGACAUACGAGAGCACUCGGUGA